UCCUAGCUCUAGCCUCCACAUUUUUUGUUCUUCCUGGGCAUCUUUCUUUCUCUCUCUCUCUCUCUCCGUGUUUCAACAGGAGGGUCAACCCACUGUAAUGGAAACAUCUGCAGGACAGGGAAACUUUUAAUUCUUCGAGUGCCUUCAUCUAUUAUAGCUGCAGUUUCGUCUGAAGUUUAACACUUCAGCAUUUUAGUCUCAGGAAUUUCUUUGUUGACCAAGGAACCAAAUAUUGAUUGAUUCAAAUCAAAGUUUAAGUCACACUCGGAUUAUCCACUUCCAGCAGCAUCCAACACAAUGGGUGUUGGUGACGAUGUUGCGCCACGCUUCACCCAAAAGCCCGCCCUCAGACAGGAGGACAAUGGCCAGAAGCUUGUGUUCCACUGCGUCCUCGAGGCCUCCCCCAAGCCGGACAUUGCCUGGUUUAUGGGCACCACUCCCCUCAAAGAGACAGACAGGACUAGGAUGAGAACAGAAUCCGCAGGGGGAGCCGCUUUCAAUGUCAUCUUGGAAAUAGUCGGCGUAACACAGAGCGAUGCUGGGACUUACAAAGUUGUGGCUAAGAACAGACUUGGAGAAGUUUCCGCAUCCAUCAAUUUGAAUUUCAGCGCAGCUGGCGGACAGAAACAACAAGAAGGUAUAGCACCAAACUUUAUACAGAAACCAGUUACUAGACAAGAAAACAAUGGGAAAAAAUUAUUGUUUGAAUGUUCAUUGACAUCAGAUCCAGCGCCAGCCAUCACAUGGUACAAAGAUAAUGCAGUCAUUCAGUCAGAAGGACGUUUUAAUAUUCGAGCAGAACCUAGAGAAAAUAAAACUUAUUUCCUUGUCCUUGAAAUCAACGACGUCGCUGCUCAAGAUGCAGGAAACUAUAAAGUUACAGCAAAAAAUACCCUCGGAGAAAGCAAUGCAACAAUCAGGCUCAAUUUUGACAGCUCGGUGAUAUUGCAACAAGGGACACAACCAGCCCAGGGCUCAAGGCCACAGUUUGUUCAAAAACCUACAAUCCGUCAAUCUGGCCAGGCUGUUAUAAUAGAAUGUCAGCUGACUGCUGACCCCUCCCCAUCAGUCAGUUGGUUUCACAACAAUCUCCCGAUUCAGCAGUCAUCUCGCUUGCUCCAGGACAUGAGGUCUGAAGAAUAUGUUCACCAAAUUAGCCUUCAGAUUUCUCAGGUCACUUUACAAGAUGGUGGAGAGUAUCGAGCCGUUGCAAGGAACACUCUAGGUGAAGCAACAGCAACCAUAACUCUCAAUUUUGAAGGCAGUAAAAAACCACAAGGUCAAGAUGGUAAAGCUCCACAUUUCACACAGAAACCGACCAUCAAACAACAACAGAACCUGCUACUUAUGACAUGUCUGUUGGAGGCCAAGCCAGCCCCGCAGAUCAGGUGGUUCAGGGACACAACGGAAGUAGGAGACGGGGGCAGAUACUCUAUUACCAUUCAGCGUGACCCCAGUGGAGCUGACCUCUACACAGUGGUCCUUCAAAUACGUGAUCCAGCCACUGAAGAUGCUGGCACAUAUAAAUGUACUGCAGCUAAUGAUUUAGGAGAGUCCAAUGCCAAUAUUACAUUAAACUUUCAAGGUGGUGAGAAGCCUGGCAAGCCACCAACUGGCAUUGCUCCAGCAUUUAAAGAAAAGCCAAAAGUUGCUCAGGAUGCUAGUGGUAAAAAUAUUGUCAUUGAAUGCCAGUGUUCUGCCAAUCCAAAGCCUACCAUCACCUGGUACAAGGGGACAUCAACCCUCCAAGCCAGCUCUAGAAUAGUUCCAACACUCAUUGAGAAUGGCAAUGAGUAUACUUUAAAACUAGAAAUAUUGAAUUUCACCAAAGAUGAUGGUGGACAGUAUAAAGUGACAGCUAAGAAUGACUUUGGUGAAGGCAAUGCCAAUAUUACUAUCAAUUUAGAAGGACCCAAAGAACCUCCCCCCGUGUUACAAGGCAAGCCAAACAUUCGCCUGGAUGAAGCAAGUCAAUCAAUUAUCAUCGAGCAGGGAAUUCAGAGUGCAGUACCGCCUACUGUAUCUUGGUAUUUUGGGAACCAACCUUUGAAGUCAGAUAACAAAUACAAGAUUGAUCUACCACAGGAGAAAGGUCUCUAUUAUUCCACUUUGCGGAUUACAAGUUUCAGUGACAAAGACUCAGGGACCUACAAAUUAGUUGUGAAAACAGCCGGAGGAGAGGCCACAUCAACAGCUACUGUCAAUGUGUCUGCUCUGAAGCCCAAAGUCAAAGGGGAAGCACCAAAGUUUGUCCAGAAUCUGACACCCAAGAUUGUCAAUGAUGGUGACAAAGUUGAGUUUGUGGUCAAAGUCUCAGGUACUGAGCCCAUUGAAGUUAAUUGGUCAAAGGACAAGAAGCCAAUUAAAAGUGGAGACAUAUUUGGAGUCACCUACGACAAAGGAACAGCCAAGUUGAGUAUCUCAGAAGUGUUCCCAGAAGAUUCUGGAAACUAUACAGUAGAAAUCAAGAACCAGUGGGGCUCAGCAUCAUCUACGGCAAGUUUACAGGUUAAAGAAUUACCUGAAGAGAAACUUAAAAAUGAUCAAAAUAAGACAGAGGCUAAGCCAAAGGAUUCCAACAAGAUUGAAAUAAAAAGUCAGCAAAUUGAAGAAAGUAAAAUGGAGAUUAGAACACAAUCCAAAACUAAACAAGAUACACCUGUGGAGGAAAUUAUUGAAGCACCAAAAGCCAAACCCAAAGAAGAAAGUGCUCCUCCUCCUCCUCCCAAAAAAGUAGAGGAGAAAAAGGAGGAACCAAAGAAAACGGAAGUUGCUAAAAAGCCAGAAGAAGUAAAAAAACCAGAAGCCAAAAAGCCAGAGGAGCCCAAAAAGCCAGAAGAAGCACCUGCCAUUGUCGUGGAUGAGGAUGAGAAAGGUAGAGUAACUAACAGAGGCAAACAGGUUAAAAAGGCAGCUCCUGGCAAAGACGAAGAGCCUAAAGAUGGUUCUGCUCCCAAAUCCAAGACUUCCAAAAGUAAAGGUAGUAAGCCCUACCUGAAACAACACACCACAAUAUUAGAAGAGCUGGAAGAAGAUGGCUUUGCGGAAGGGGAGAGUGACCAAUCGGAAGAGGAGGAAGAGGAUGACCAGAGCAAUCCUUUCGAUGCUGAGGACUCGGACGAAGGAAAAGCUAGUAUUGACUUGAAGGAUGGCAAGAAACCCAUGAGAAUAGGAGAUGGACCAACAUUCAAAGAGAAACCAGUCAAUCAAGUCGUUUUUGAAGGUGAUGACUUGAAAAUAACAGUCACCGCUGAUCCUAAAGGCAAACCUGCCCCAGCUAUAAAGUUCUACAGAGGGCCCCGAGAGCUGAAAGAUGAUUCUCGUGUCUCUAUUAGAGUUGACGGCCUGUCAUCAACAUUUGGCAUCAAGCGAACACGUCUAACUGAUGAAGCCAAAUAUACAGUGAACAUUGAAUCCGAAGGUGCUAUCACAGACACAGCUACUUUCUCAGUGUUCAUUAAAGAUCCCAAAGAUUCACAGCUUGACUACAGAGCUUUGUUAAAACACAGAGACCAAGGUAAAAAACAAGCAGAGGAAGAAGAUGUGGACUGGGGAUCAUUGAAACCAGUGGAUAAGAAAGGCAGACGACUGUCCCAGAUUGAAGUGAUGAAGAUGAGCUUGAAGAAGGUAGAGAAAGCUGAGGGAAGUGAUUCAGAGGAAGAGAAGCAGCGUUCUCGUCGAGAGUCGCGUUCUCAGGUGGAAUACGAGCGUGACACCAAAGAGAUCACUCUUGACAAAGGCGAUGAUAAGCAAAAACCUGGCAGCCGAAGGCAGUCCAUUGAAAACGAGACACCAGUAAAGAAAGCAUCAGUUGACAAACUAGAGGCUCUGGAACAAACCCGCAGAGCAUCCAUGCAAACUCGCAGGGCAUCUUUAGCAGAAGUCAUUCCUGAUUGGCCGACUUUGAUUCCCCGUAAAGUCAUAAAGGAGGAACCAGAUAAAUUCAACAUGGAAAUGGAAGACAUCAAGUGUCUGGAAGGUGUCGCUUCUGCCACGUUUGUUGCAGAGUUUUGUAAACCUGAUGCUAAAGUCAAGUGGUUCAAAAACAAACUGGAAAUCUUCCAUGGCCACAAGUAUCACUUUGAGUCAGAUCAUGAUGACUACAAGUUGACCAUCAACAAUGUUAAAGUUGAGGAUGGAGGCAAAUAUACAUGCCAGUGCAAUGACAUUAGCACAUCAGCUUGGCUCUACGUGGAAGCCAAAGAACCAGAGUAUUACUUCACCCAGAAACUGCCUGAUACAUACAAAGUAAAACGGAAAAAGACUGGAGUCCUGGAAUGUUUUGUGUCUGACCCUAGAGCCAGAGUCAAAUGGUACAAAGGAGAUGAUGUCAUUGAGUACACACCUGGCAAGUUUGAAAUCCAACGCAGAGAAAACCGAUGUAUUUUUAAGAUUGUUGAUGCUACUCCAGAGGAUGAAGGCACCUAUACAUGUCAGUGUGGUGAUGCCAAGACCAGUACUAAGGUCUUGGUUGUUGAGCCAGAAUGGGAAUUCUUGAGAAAACUUGAAGAUGUGGAGGCAGUGGAGAGAGAGAAGGCUACAAUGGAGUGUGAUGUGAGCGACCCUGAGGCUGAUGUCAUCUGGCUUAGAGAGGGCAAGGACUCUCCAGGAGUUAUUGAGGAAUUGAAAGCUGGUGGAAAAUAUGAGUUUGUAAAAGAAGGUUUGAAGAGACGCCUGGUGGUCAAGAAUUGCAGCAUUAAAGAUGAUGGCAAAUACACGUGUCAGGUGCUGGACCAGACCACAACAGCUGAACUCUUUGUUUCACCUGAUGUGAAGUUCAUGAAGAAACUAGUAGACAAGACUUGUAAAGAGAAGGAAACUAUCGCCCUAGAAUGUAAGGCCACCAACCCACACAAACAUCCAUUUCAAUGGCUUAAGAAUGGAGUCCCUAUCAAAACAGAUCUACCAAAGUAUGAAAGUAACAACAAAGGUGAGGUUUACAAACUGACAGUGAAAGAUGUGGACAUUGGAGACAGUGGUGAAUACACCAUACAGAUUGGUGAACGUCCUAACAGAUGUAAUGUGACAGUACAACCAUUGCCAAGACCACCAAAGAUUGAUGCCUCUAAAGUAAAAGAUAUUUUUGUCAAGAAGGGAGAUACCAUUGAACUAAAUAUUCCAUUUGAUGGUGCCCCAGUUCCUCGUGCCCUCUGGUCCAAGGAUGGCAAGCACAUUGAUGAAGGCAAUCUGGACACAGUGACAGAGCCUAAGAUGACCAAGUUGACCAUCCCUGCAGCCCAGAGGUCAGACACUGGUUCCUAUGAGCUGACCCUGACCAAUGAUGCUGGGGAGGAUAAAGUGCCAGUUAAAAUUACUGUCAUGGAUGCACCUGAAGCCCCUCAAGGUCCUCUAGAAGUUGUAGAUAUCUUCUCCAAUCGAUGUGCUCUGCUCUGGGACAAACCAAAAGAAGAUGGUGGGUCUCCAGUCACACAUUAUAUUGUGGAGAAAAUGGAUGCCGGUAAAGGCGAGUGGGAAAAAGUCUGUGAAACUGAUGACGUUGAAGUAGAUGUGUGUGACCUAACACCUGGACACCAUUAUCAGUUCCGUGUCUCGGCUGUGAACUCUCAAGGAGUCAGUGAGCCUCUGCCUACUGAAGGAACUAUGUUAGCUAAAGAUCCUUGGGAUCCCACCAGCCCCCCGGGUGAGCCUAAUGUCAUUGACUAUGAUAAAGAUUAUGCUGAGCUGGAAUGGACUCCACCAGAGAAGGAGAAUGGAGCCCCAGUCAGUGGAUAUCUGAUAGAGUUCAGAGAAAAGGGAGAAGGAGAAAAAGACUGGAAGAAGGGUGUUGAGACUGGUCCAGAAAACAAAGGCACUGUGAAAGGUCUGAAAGAAAACAAAGAGUAUGAGUUCAGAGUCAUUGCUAAGAACAAAGCUGGACCUUCAGAACCAAGUGUAUGCUCAGAGCCUGUGCUGUGCAAGUCUCGAAAAGUUAAACCAAGAAUCGACCAGAAAACUGUCCCUCAAAAUAUCCGCAUCAAAGUUGGACAGAAGUUUACGCUGGGUCCAAUCACUUUCAUCGGUGAGCCAAACCCACAAGUGUCCUGGCUGGUGAAAAAUUUGGGACCUAAGGGGGAUUUGGAAACAGGAAAAAAACAAGAAGAAGCUCCGUUUGAGCCCACAGAUGUCCUGACUCUCAACAACAAGCCAAAAGAGACCACAAUAGAUUGCCGAGAUGGUCUGCGCAAACAUACUGGAGAGUAUAUACUGACAGUUACAAACAAACAUGGUUCUGACAGUGCUACUAUCAGUGUUGUAGUACUAGGUCCACCUGGUAGACCUGGCGGCCCGCUGGAAGUGAAAGAAGUCACUAAAGACAGUGCCACAAUCACAUGGAAGCCCCCACAAGAUGAUGGAGGCAGUGAUAUCAAGGGCUAUCGUGUGGAGAAAUUUGAUAUGGACAAGGGCAAGUGGGAGAAAGUGGCCACAGUCCAGGGCAACAAAUGUGUUGUGCCCAAACUACAGGAAGGUCACGAUUAUAAAUUUCGAGUCAUCGCUGAAGGUCCAAAUGGUGACAGUGAGCCUCUGGAGCUGGAGAAUCCCAUCACGGCUAAAAAUCCUUUUGAAAAACCAAGUUCUCCUGGUAAGCCAGAGGUGGUGGACCGUGACCGUACAUUUAUUGAGAUGAAAUGGGAGCCACCAAGAGAUGACGGAGGUGCUCCAAUAGCUGGGUAUGAAGUGGAGAGGAAGGAACCCAAGACUAACAGGUGGAUUAAACUCAACAAGAAUCUCAUCACAGAACCUCAAUUCAAAGAUGAGAAAGUCCAAGAAGGCAAAGAGUAUGAGUACAGAGUGUAUGCAGUGAAUGAAGCAGGACCCUCUGAACCAAGUGCAACAUCAGCACCAGUGGUAGCCAAGCCAUUGAAAGAGGUGCCCAAAGUCAACCUCGACAACUUGUUUGGCGCUAAAGAGAUCAGAGUUCGUGCUGGAGAGCCCAUCAACAUUAAUCUUGGUAUCUGUGGAGCCCCUGAGCCAACAGUGGAGUGGCUGAAAGGUGGCAAACCAUUGGGCAACAGAGCUCAACUGGCCAAUGACGAGAAAGAAGCCAAGCUGCAUAUCCCUAAAGCCGAGAGGGGUGACACUGGCAAAUAUUCCAUCAAAGUUGCUAACAAACAUGGGGAUGACACUGCAGAGAUCUCUGUGGUUGUUUUAGACAAACCUGGAGAGCCUGAAGGUCCUUUAGAAAUAUCAGAUUUGACAGCUGAGGGCUGCAAGCUGACCUGGAAACCUCCUAAAGACAAUGGAGGAGCAGAAGUCACAGGUUAUGUGGUUGAGAAAUGUGAAGAAGGCUCCACCUAUUGGGAGAAAGUUCCUGGAGUUAUUACUGGACAAUCAAUCAACGCUAAAGGCUUGAAGGAAGGCAAAAACUACAAGUUCAGGGUCAAGGCUGAAAAUAUUUAUGGUCUCGGUGAGCCUUUGGAGAGUCAGAAGAUCACAGCCAAGAAUCCUUUCGACACUCCUGAUGCCCCAAGAGAUCUAGAAAUCACCAAGUAUGACAGAUCUUCAGUAACACUCAGUUGGAAGGAACCAACCAGCGAUGGUGGUAACCCAAUCAAAGGCUAUCUGGUGGAGAAGAAAGAGAAAGGUAAAGACUGGACCAAAGCUUCAGUGUUCCCAGUCCCUGAAACAACUUACACAGUUUUGAAGUUGACUGAAGGCUCUGAAGUAGAGUUCCGUGUCAUGGCUGUCAACGAUGGUGGCCCAGGCAAACCUAGUAAGACGACACCAAAACACAUUGUCAGAGAUCCUGUUUUCCCUGCUGGAGCUCCCAAUACUCCAAAUGUGGACAAGAUCACUAAAGACUCUGUGACACUGUCUUGGUCGAAGCCCUCCAACGAUGGAGGUAGUAAACUGACUGGCUUUGUCGUCGAGAAAAAGAAGAAGGGAGAAGACUGGAUGGAGUGUGCCACUGUACCCCCCAACCAACUCACUGCAACCAUUCCAAAGCUGAAAGAAGGAGAAGAGUAUCAAUUCCGUGUGCGCGCUGACAACGCUGUGGGUGCAGGAGAACCCAGCAAGCCAACAAAUUCUAUCAUCGCAGCAGACCAACCAGAAAAACCCAAGUUAAACCCAACUGGCUUAAAAGACAUCAACGUGAAAGCUGGUCAAGAGUUCACCAUUAAAGUACCAUUCAGUGGCACACCCAAACCUACAGCCAAGUGGACGUUGAAUGGGGAGGGUGUGGCUGACCCACCCAGAAUCACUAUGACUUUGACCGAUGACCAUGCCAUACUGCACUGUGCCAAAGCCAAGAGAGACAAUACAGGCAAAUAUGAGUUGACAUUGAAGAACGAUGAAGGAACAGACACAAUGAAGAUCAAUGUCAAUGUAUUAGAUAAACCUGGCGCACCAGUCGGUCCUAUUGAAGCCAGUGACUUCCAGGGCGAGUCUUUGACCCUGACAUGGAAGCCGCCUAAAGACGACGGAGGAGAAAAAAUAGCCAACUACAUUGUCGAGAAAAGAAAGGCUGGGACAGGCAGAUGGCAGAAGGUUAGCAGUUUCCUGUCUAAACCAACAUGUGAGGUUCGAAACCUUGAACCUGGUACUAAGUAUGAGUUUAGAGUUGCUGCUGAGAAUCCUCAAGGUGUCAGUGACUUCCUGGAGACUGAGACCCCAAUACUGGCCAAACUACCUUAUGAUGCUCCUCAAGCUCCUGGCUCACCCAAGAGUGUGGGAACCACUGAAGAUUCUAUCACACUGACCUGGUCAGCCCCAAAGAAAGACGGAGGCUCACCAAUCACUGGCUACGUUGUGGAGAAGAGAGAGAAAGGAGAAGAGAAGUGGACCAAGGCCAACAUUACCGACAUCCCAGACACAGAGUUCCAGGUGAAAGGUUUACAAGAAGGAAAGGCUUAUGAGUUUAGAGUUGCUGCUGUCAACAAUGCUGGCAUUGGUGAAUUUAGUGAUGGAAGCGGCUACAUCAAAGCCUUACCCCCUCCAGUUGCUCCUAAAAUCAACCGUGACCUGUUGCCAACUUCUAAAGACAUUAAAGCUAAAGUUGGUGAAGAAUUUAAAAUUGCCAUUCCUUACAAUGGGAAUCCAAUACCUACAGUCUCCUGGUCUCAGGGAGGAAGUCCAGUCUUGGAGAACAACAGAAUUAAAUUUGAUAUUAAGCCAGACAUGAUCACCUUAAGAUGCAGCAAAGCUGAACUGAAAGAUGCUGGCAAAUACACAUUGAACUUAACCAAUGAAAAAGGAUCUGAUAGUAUCUCUAUGAAUGUCCUCGUUGUUGAUGCUCCAGCCAAACCAGAAGGCCCUCUGGAGGUGAAGGAUAUUACUCCAGAAUCUUGUAUUUUGACAUGGAAUCCUCCCAAGAGCACUUUCUCACCUUAUUUGGAAGAUGGAGGCAGUGCCGUCAGUAACUAUGUGGUUGAGAAACAAGACAAAGCAACUGGCAGGUGGGAACCUGUGAGUAAGUUUGUCCGUGGUACCAAGUAUGAAGUCUUGGGACUGACUGAAGGUCAUGAAUACAACUUUAGGGUCAGUGCUGAAAAUGAAUAUGGAGUCAGUGAACCAUUGGAGACAAGCCAGUCUGUUGUAGCACAACAUCCUUACACUACUCCCGAGUCUCCGACAUCCGUGGCUGUGGAUGAUGUGGAUGAAUCCUCUGUGACACUCAAGUGGACUAAACCCAAGACUGACGGAGGCAAGAAACUGGAGGGAUACGUGAUUGAGUACAAGGAGCCGAGCUCCAACAGAUGGAAGGCUUACAACGAUGUACCUAUCAAAGAAAACAUGGGAACAGUGAAAGGAUUGGACAAUGAUAAAGAGUAUGAGUUCCGAGUCAGAGCUAAGAAUGCAGCUGGCCUAGGCAAUCCAAGUGACAGCACUGGUCCUGUUCAAGUCAAACCUAAAUAUGUGAAACCCUCAACACCUGGAGUACCAGAAGCAUCUAAAGUUGGCAGGACAUUUGUGGAACUCAAAUGGGACAAACCUAGAAAUGAUGGAGGAGCUAAAAUUACAGGAUAUGUGAUAGAGAAGAGAGAGAAGGGAAUGAAUCUAUGGAGUAAAGCCAAUGAGUUCCCAAUAGUUGACAAUUACUUCACUGUGACUGGCCUGCCUGAGAACUCAGAAUUUGAGUUCCGUAUUGCAGCAACCAAUGCUGCUGGUACUGGUGAACCUAGCCUCCCGUGUGCUCCUAUCAAGAUAAAAGAAAAGAUUUCUGGUCAAGCUCCAGACUUUGUGAAGAAACUGUCAAAUACCAAAGCUAGUGUUGGGGGUGAAGCAGCCUUCUCUAUUGAAAUCUCUGGUCAUCCACCACCUCAGCUGACCUGGUUCAGAAACGGUAUAGAGAUCAACACUGUUGGCCGUAACCGUGUCAAGGUAGAUGGAAACACAUACACACUUUUGAUGAGUGAUGUCUCAGAGAAAGAUGCCGGGGAAAUCACCUGCGAAGCCAAGAAUGCUCUGGGCAAAGAGUCCUGUAGUGCACAGUUGUCUGUUCUUGCGCCACCUAGAUUUGACAAGGACCUCAAAGACCAGAAGGUCACUGCUGGGGAGCAAUUUAAGGUCAAGCUUCCCUUCAGCGGCACUGGACCGUUUGAUGUCAAAGUUAAAAGAGACGGCAGAGAAUUGCAAGAAAGUGACAGAAUUAAAAUUUCUCCCUUUGAUGAUUUCUUAACUUUCCUUAUCAAAGACUGUGAAAGAGAAGAUUCUGGUCGCUACAGUAUUGAGAUCAGUAAUGACAGUGGUACAGCUGCAGUACCUUUCAAUCUCAAAGUUGUCAGCCCACCUGGAGCCCCCAGUGGUCCACUAGCUGUAUCUGAUAUCACCAAGUCCACCUGUAGACUGGCUUGGAAGCCUCCUAAAGAUGAUGGUGGUGGCAAGAUCAACAGCUAUUUGGUAGAGCGACAAGAAGUAGGCAAACCUUAUUGGGUCACCGUCUCUUCUCAUUGCAAGGACACCAGUAUUGAUGUUCAAGGUCUGUAUGAAAACAGUCAAUACUUAUUUAGAGUGGCUGCUGUCACAGAGAAUGGUCCUGGAGAAUUCCUGCAAGCUGAGUCUCCCAUUAUUGCCAAGAUGCCAUUUGAUGCUCCUGAGACGCCUGGAGUUCCAAAUGUGACUGAAGUUGGUGGAGACUUUGUCAGCUUGACUUGGGACAAGCCCAAAUCCGAUGGUGGCGGCAAAAUCCAGGGCUACUGGGUGGAGAAAAGAGAACGUGGUACAGAGAACUGGACACGGGUCAACAACAACCUGUGUAUCACCAAUAUGAUCAAUAUUCCCAACUUGAUAGAAGAUCGACAAUACGAGUUCCGUGUGUUUGCUCAAAAUGAAGCUGGUCUGAGUAAGCCUUCAACGGCAUCAAACAGUGUCAAGAUCAAGGACCCACAUGCUGCUGAAGUUCCUGAGUUUACUAGUGGACUCAGAAAGAUUCAAGCUGUUGAGGGCAGAACUGCCAGGUUUGAAUGUGAAGUCUCUGGCAACCCCAAACCUGACAUCCAAUGGUUCAAGGGAGUUCGUGAAAUCUAUGACAGUGACAAAUUUGAAAUAGUUACAGAAGGCAACAAACAAAUUUUGAUUGUGAAAAAUAUCUAUGGUGAGGAUGCUGAUGAAUACAGUGUCCGUGCCACAAACAGAGGAGGAAGCCGAGUCUCCAGAGCAGAACUAGAGAUUCGAUCUCCACCAAAGAUCAAUGUUCCUCCCAGGUUCCGUGAAGUCUGUACCUUUGAGAAAGGAGAAAAUGUUGUCCUUAAAAUUCCAUUCACUGGCAAUCCAAAGCCUACAGUCAAAUGGAUCAGAGAUAAUGAGGAAUUAAGAGGCUCUAGAUUCCAUCAAGAAGUGACAGAACGCCAUGCUAUCUUGACCAUUAAAGAUGCCAGUAAACUAGAUGAUGGACCUUACAGACUUCAGUUGGAUAAUGAAUUGGGCUCAGACUCAGUUGUACUGAAAGUACAAGUCAAUGAUCGCCCUGACCCACCGAGAUUCCCUGUUGUGGAGAACAUCAGAGAUGACUCUGUGGUGUUGUCAUGGAAACCACCACUCAAUGAUGGUGGCAGUUUCAUCACUGAGUAUGUGAUCGAAAGAAAUGAGCCUCCUAGUGACAAGUGGCUCAGAGUGGCUUCUACUAGGUUUAACUUCCACAAUGUGACAGGUUUAUCACCCAAUAAAGAAUAUCGUUUCCGUGUGUUCGCUGAUAACUUCUAUGGUCGCAGUGAGGCUUGUGAACCAACUGCUCCAGUCAAAACCGAAGAACCAGAAGCUAUUAGGAAGAAGAAACAACUGGAAGAUGAAUUUGGCCGAAGAGUUAGAGGCAAAUAUGAUGGACCAAAGAUCAAUGAUUAUGAUAAGUUUUAUGAAGACAUCUGGAAGAAAUACGUUCCCCAACCAGUAGAAAUCAAACAAGGCAGUGUCUAUGACUACUAUGAUAUAUUGGAGGAAUUGGGAAGUGGCGCUUUUGGUGUUGUGCAUCGUUGUAUUGAGAAAGCCACUGGGCGUGUAUUUGUAGCCAAGUUUAUCAACACUCCCUACCCGCUGGACAAAUAUACUGUCAAGAAUGAAAUCUCCAUAAUGAAUCAGCUGCAUCAUCCUAAACUCAUCAACCUUCACGAUGCUUUUGAGGACAAAUACGAGAUGGUCCUUAUCCUAGAGUUUUUGUCUGGUGGUGAACUGUUUGAUCGUAUUGCAGCUGAAGACUAUAAAAUGUCAGAAGCUGAAGUUAUUAAUUACAUGCGUCAGGCUUGUGAAGGUCUGAAACAUAUGCAUGAGCACAGCAUUGUACAUUUGGACAUUAAGCCUGAGAACAUUAUGUGUGAGACAAAGAAAGCAAACAGUGUGAAGAUUAUUGACUUUGGUCUGGCCACAAAACUGAAUCCUGAUGAGAUUGUCAAGGUGACCACAGCUACAGCAGAAUUCGCCUCACCCGAAAUAGUGGACAGAGAGCCGGUGGGAUUUUACACAGACAUGUGGGCCAUCGGAGUCUUGGCCUAUGUACUAUUGAGUGGUUUAUCUCCCUUUGCUGGUGAAGAUGACUUAGAGACCCUGCAGAAUGUGAAGAGAUGUGACUGGGAGUUUGACGAGGAAGCCUUUAGUUCUGUAUCUCCUGAAGCUAAAGAUUUCAUCAGAAGUCUGCUCCAGAAAGAUACCAAGAAAAGAAUGACUGUCCAUGAAGCUUUGGACCAUGCUUGGUUGCAGGGUGAUCACAGCAAUCUGACAAACAGGAUACCUUCCAGUCGCUAUAACAGAAUCAGGCAAAAGAUUAAGGAGAAAUAUGCUGAUUGGCCAGCACCACAACCAGCUAUUGGCCGUAUUGCCAACUUUAGCUCACUGCGUAAACAUAGACCUCAGGAAUACCAAAUCUAUGACACAUUCUUUGACCGUAAGGAAGCUGCACCAAGGUUUGUCCGCAAACCUCGCAAUCAGUUGACAGCUGAAGGUCAAACUGCCAAAUUUGAUUGUAAGAUUGUGGCAGCCUCUCCACCCAUUGUCACUUGGUAUAAAGAUGAUAGCGUGUUGGGUCAAAGCUACAAACAUAUGCAGAAAUAUAUGGGCCUGGAGUAUGAGCUGAAAAUAUCUAGGAUCAAGAUGGAUGACAAGGGAGAAUACACAGUCAGGGCAGAGAACUCGUUUGGGCGUAAAGAUGAGAAAGCAACACUGAAAGUUGAGCCUGGCGUAGAAAAACCAUCGGCACCCAGUAGAGAGACAACACCAUCAACUAGGAAGAGAAUAUUUGAAGAAAAAGAAUUUGAGAAACCAGUUGAAGACAUGUCUCCAAACUUUAACUUUGAUCUUCGACCUCGAAUCAUUCAAGCCCACUCUGAAUUCAAAUUGAUUUGCUGUGUACAGGCUCACCCACCACCUAAGGUUCAAUGGUACAAAGAUGGUAGAGAGAUCCAAGAUGGUGAUCACUACACUAUUAAAUAUUCCUUUGGUAUUUGCACCAUGGAGAUCACCAAUGCCAAACCUGAAGACUCUGGCAAAUACACUUGUAUUGCAAUCAACAAUCUGGGACAACAUGAGACAAGUUGUAAGGUUGUUGUAGAAGAUCGUGUAAGCUCAGUUACCAAGGAGACUGGCUCUUCUCAAACAUCUCGAACUGUGAGAAGAACAAAGUCUGGAGUUAACAUCGAUGAGUUCUCCAGCUACGAGGAGUCUUCUUCUAGUUCCUCGGUCAAGAAAGGAAGGAGGGGAGAGACUAUAGAAGAAAGUUCCUACACAUCCAGGAAGUCAACUGUUAAAAGUUCAACCAGUAGUAGUAGUAGAUCUGAUGGAAGAGAAGAGCCCAAAGAAGAAGCUCCUAAAUUCACAGAAACUCUGUCCCCUGUUACAGUGAAUGAAGGAGAAGGUUUUACUUUGUCUUGUUCUGUGACUGGAGUUCCAGAACCCAACAUUGAGUGGUUCCAGAAUGGACAGCUUCUGAAAUCUGAUGACAUUAUUUCCAUCAGUUUCUCUCGAGGUGUUGCUAAACUAAAGGUAGGAGAAUCUGUUUUGGAAGAUGAUGGAGACUAUGUCUGUAAGGCCACAAACACUGCUGGAGUAGCUAGCACAAAGGCCAAUGUCACUGUGAUUGCUAAGAAAGUUGCUCCAGCCAAGAGAGUGGAGUCAGUUGAAGCUCCAAGAUUUAUUGAGCCACUCCAAGGUCAAAGUGCAAGUGAUGGUGACCCUGUGACUUUACAGUGCAGACUAUCAGGCAAACCCGAUCAAGUUCAGUGGUUCAGAGAUGGCUCAGAGAUCAAACCUUCGGAUGACUUCCGCUAUGAGAAUGCUGGAGACUUGUACAAGUUGAUCAUAGUGGAGAUCUUCCCUGAGGACGCUGGUGUUUAUACUUGCAAGGCAACAAACGCUGGGGGAUCUAUUUCAUCUUCUUCUACAGUUUUUGUAGCAGUUCCAGAUGAAGAUUCGUCAGCUCCAGUCUUCACCAGUUUCCCAAAGAGUGUUUCAUUGGAUGAGGGGAACCCAGUCACAUUUUCUUGUAAUCUAGACAGUCCAUCUACAGUAACAGUGUCGUGGAGUAAAGAUGGUCGUCCAAUCAGUGACUCUGGACGCUUCACCUUUGCCCAGGAUGGAAACAGUGCCUCAUUCACUAUCCCUGCUGCCUUAUCUACUGACUCUGGAACCUACUCAGUCACAGCUAGUGAUGACCGCGGUCAGGCCAGCUGGACAUUUUCGCUUCUGGUCAGGAUAGGCGACUCAACCUCUGGGGAUGUGGAUGUUCAAAGUUUAAUAGAUGGCGCACAGUAAUUAGUUAGGUUGUGACAACAUCACAUCCAGCGUGACAGCUUCAUCGUUCAACAGUCCUGCAAGUGACUAGUCACCCCCCUUCAACAUUCAUCUUGACCUUGAACUCCACACAGCCAAAUGUGGUUCAGCUUUUCUCAUUUACCCACUCACUUGCAUAUAUAUUUAUACUGCAUAUUUGAAAUCUAAAGCCAGAAGAGCGUUUGACUGUCAUAAUUUGAUAGGCCAGUAGUUCUUAGAGUUUGAAUUUAUGAGCUGAUGUAAGAUCAGGGGCUACUAGCUUUAUGAAUUUAUUUUUUUUUGUAUUGUGUAAUCACCACAUACUGUGAUCAGUUCAGUUCCAACAACUGAAUGUCUCUGUGUCUAGUGUACUAUCCGUGUGUGUGUGUGUGUGUUGUCUAACAAUUGAUGUCUUGGUGCUGUGUUGAAAUAUUUGCAUGUCCUGAACAUAACAAAAUGUUCAUUCUCGUCUUGUUCCAUUCAUGUCUGUACAAACACAAAGCGGCUCUACACACACCUGAUGCUAUAACAGAAUAUUUUUAAUACACGAUGUAUUAUACUAUUGUAUUAUGACUGUUUAUAUAAUUAAAGUUGAAGAUAAUUGCUUUUAUUAAAAAGUGAUAAUAAUAUAUUAUUCUAAAGACUAAAACUUAUCUUUGAGCCAAUAAGUUAACUCCACCCUCCCUCCUCCCUGCUGCGUAAUGGAUGUAUGAAUGACUAACGAGUGACAGAGUGCAGACAUCUCAUUGAUAGUUGUUUUUUUUU
Messenger RNA from Biomphalaria glabrata, 15936 nucleotides. Its product is annotated as twitchin-like. NCBI's taxonomy places the organism in Eukaryota, Metazoa, Mollusca, Gastropoda, Planorbidae. The transcript is spliced from 109 exons. Gene Ontology annotation, molecular function: protein kinase activity; ATP binding; protein binding. Gene Ontology annotation, biological process: protein phosphorylation. The record is from RefSeq and is a predicted model, not a curated record. Bases 298 to 15174 code for a protein of 4958 amino acids.